AUGAACAGUGCGACGGACGAGACUCAACCAUUGCUUCGAGAUGCAGACGUCGAGGGAUCAGACAAAGCCGUGGAUGAGGACAUUGUCGACUUCGAUCCCAAUGACGACUCGGAGAAUCCUCGAAACUGGCCUAAGGCUUACAAAUGGGGAAUCGUCGCCUUGCUCGCCUUCAUGUCCUUCACGGUAACAUUCACCUGUAUUUCCGUUGUUCCCAUAGCUAGCGCCAUAGUAUACGAUUUGAGCGAAGGACACUCUCGGAAAUCCGCCAGCGUUCUCCUCGUUACAAUCUGGGAACUGGGUGAAGCCGCCGGACCGCUUUUCAUCGCGCCCUUGUCAGAGAUCUUUGGCCGCUCCUCUGUCUACAACGUGGCCAAUGUUCUCUUCGUCGCCGCGACCGUCCUGGCGGCAUUGUGCCAGAACACUCCUCUUUUCAUUGCCGCAAGAGCUCUGACAGGCCUCGCGGUGGCGUCGAAUGUGUUGAACCCGGCCAUUGUGGGCGAUAUGUUCAUCUCUGAACAAAGAGGCUCGGCCAUGAGUCUUAUCAUGAUUGCACCUCUGGUCGGGGGUGCUGUGGGACCGGCAAUCGCCGGUGGCAUUGCUCAGAGCCUGGGCUGGCGACAGGUGCUUUGGAUGGCUGUUAUCUUGGCCUGUACAUGCGAAGUGAUAUUCCUCAUCUGCUUUCGCGAGACGUAUAAAGUGACCAUUCUGAGCAGAAGAGCUGCCAGAUUGAGGAAGGAGACUGGCAACCCUGCCCUGCGGACCGUUUUUGAUACCGAGGAGAGUGAUGAUGGUCCCAACGUUGAUGAUGAAAAAAGCUCAAAUAAAUUUUGGAGAUCUAUCAUGCGGCCGGCCGUCGUGUUUUUGGGUUCGGACGUGCUGCAGGCCAUGUCACUUUUCAGCUCCCUACUCUUCAGCUAUUUCUACAUCAUGUCUACCACGCUGCCUGAUAUCUUGCAAGAUCUAUAUGGCUUGUCACCAGCCUUGACGGGAUCUGUUUUUAUCACCUUCAGUAUUGGUUCUGCAGCUGGCCUUGUGCUUUGCAAUCUCACUCUGGACAGGAUCUACGUCAAUCUUCGUGACUCUUCUCCGAAGGGCAUUGGACAACCAGAGUACCGACUCCCCUUGGUCAUCGUUGGAGGCUUCGGAGUCCCUCUUGUCGUUGCAGCGUACGGCUGGAUUGCUCAAGCACGUCUUCCCCUGUGGUUGCUUCUCAUAUCGCUGGGCUUGCUAGGGUCGACAUUUAUACUCGGCUUCUUACCUCUGUUGGCCUAUAUCGUGGACACAUUCAAACUCUACUCUGCCUCUGCCAUGACCGCCAUCAUCGUCACACGAUGUCUGAUGGGCACGUUCUUGCCGCUGACGGUGGAACCUUUAGUUAAGGGGCUUGGGUAUGGCUGGGCAUUUACCGCUUUAUCUAGUGCUAGUCUUUGUCUCGCGCCGAUUCCAGUGCUGCUUCUCAGAUACGGAUCAAAAUGGCGGCAACGGUCAGAAUACACACAGGAUGAAUGA
This is a messenger RNA of Rhinocladiella mackenziei CBS 650.93, 1509 nucleotides long. RefSeq lists its product as uncharacterized. Gene Ontology annotation, biological process: transmembrane transport. The transcript is spliced from 3 exons. Gene Ontology annotation, molecular function: transmembrane transporter activity. Bases 1 to 1509 code for a protein of 502 amino acids. NCBI's taxonomy places the organism in Eukaryota, Fungi, Ascomycota, Eurotiomycetes, Chaetothyriales, Herpotrichiellaceae. The record is from RefSeq and is a predicted model, not a curated record.